CGACAUAGAAAUUUCCAGGCAGCGUCAUUUCUCCAGAGAAACCUGAACGCAGCACUGAUGAAUUGAGGGUUGAGAAGGACGAUGAAAACAAAAUGGACAUCUCUCGAAAAUAGCCCCGUUGGAACUUCCCAAACAGCCUGAGGUCAGAAAACUGAGAGAGGCCAGAGUCAAGAGCCAUGGAGGCUCGCUUUGGUAAUAUUGUGUUUAGCUCCAAGUUUGACUCGGGGAACCUGGCACGUGUGGAAAAGGUGGACAAAGGCAACUCCAGCCCUCCCUCUGAUACAGCUUCUAGUGGAAGUUCCCCCUCAGGGUCAAACCUUACCCCUGACUAUGAGUUCAAUGUAUGGACACAGCCAGACUGCGCGGGCACGGCGCAUGAGAAUGGAAACAGAUCAUGGUUUUACUUCAGUGUGCGGGGAGCAGCACCUGGAAAAUUGCUGAAAAUCAAUGUGAUGAACAUGAACAACCAGAGGAAGCUUUACAGCCAGGGCAUGGCUCCGCUUGUACGCACUUUACCUGGCAAAAACCGAUGGGAGAGGAUUCGGGACAGACCCACAUCUGAGAUUGUGGAUAACCAGUUCAUCCUUUCAUUCACUCACCGGAUGUUGGAAGUGCGGGGAGCAACCACCUACUUCUCCUUUUGCUACCCAUUCUCUUACAGUGAGUGCCAGGACAUGCUGCAGCAGUUAGAUGAGAACCAUCCCAAUGCUGCUCAACUUAAUCCGAGCAGUGCACCAGGCACUGUGUAUUACCAUAGGGAGUUGCUGUGCCACUCACUAGAUGGAAAUAGGGUGGACCUGCUCACUGUGACCAACUGCAACGGGAUGCAGGAUGAAAGAGAAGCCCGUCUGCCUAAGCUUUUUCCUGACACAACCACUCCAAGACCACAUCGCUUCCCCUGCAAAAGGGUGUUUUUCCUAAGCAGUAGAGUGCAUCCUGGAGAAACCCCCUCAUCUUUUGUGUUUAACGGUUUCCUCAACUUCAUUCUAAGAAAAGAUGACCCACGUGCACAUGUGCUGCGAAACAUGUUUGUGUUCAAGCUCAUUCCCAUGCUCAACCCAGAUGGGGUUGUCCGCGGACACUACAGAACCGAUUCCAGGGGUGUGAACCUGAACCGACAAUACUUGAACCCCAGCCCUGAACUGCACCCUUCCAUUUAUGCAGCCAAAGCGCUGUUGCUCUACCAUCACACACACAACCGAUUGUACAAUACACAGUCCAGCACUCACCACACCGGCCCUCCACACUCACAUACUACACCUUUCAACAUUAAAGCCCCAAAUCAGCAUCAAACUCCUCCCCUCUCUGCCCUUGAAGUCAGCUUGAACCAACGAAAUGCAGAGAAAGAUGCAGAUCCUGCGCAACCGGAUGUUCCCAUGGCGAUGGAGGAAAACUCCUGGGCCACCACAGAGAUUGGGAAAGGAGACCAGAAUAUUUCAUCGAGCUCACCAGAGUCGGUAGCUCCUGUAGCUCCUGUUGCUCCUGUUGCUCCUGUUACAGAAGAGGUAGCUGUACCAGAGGUGGAGGAACAAGAAUUAGUGCCACCCCAUGAGGGGGGCGUUGCAUAUUAUGUGGACUUACAUGGACAUGCCUCAAAACGUGGAUGCUUCAUGUAUGGAAAUAGCCUUACUGAUGAGAGCCAGCAGGUGGAGAACAUGCUGUAUCCAAGGCUGAUAGCCGUGAACUCUGCCCACUUUGAUUUCUUGGGCUGUAACUUCUCGGAAAAAAACAUGUAUGCGCGAGACAAGAGAGAUGGCCAGUCCAAAGAGGGCAGCGGUCGGGUCGCCGUUCACAAGGCAAUAGGGCUGCUUCACAGUUACACAUUGGAGUGCAACUAUAACACAGGAAAAUCCAUGAACACUAUUCCGCCUGCCUGCCAUGACAACGGACGGGCAACCCCCCCUCCACCUCCAUCAUUCCCUCCAAAAUACACUCCAGAAAUAUUUGAGCAGGUGGGACGUGCUGUGGCUAUCGCCGCCCUGGAUAUGGCGGAGUGUAACCCCUGGCCACGACUGGUGCUGUCUGAGCACACCUGCCUGGCAAAUCUCCGAGCCUGGAUCCUCAAGCAUGUGCGCAACACCAAAGGUCUGAACACACACAUCAAUGCUCACCCAACCCCAAGAAUACACCACAAUGGCAGCAAGGUGUCACCACCAAAGAGCUUCAACAACUGUCUGUCAGGAUCAGCAUCAGAGAACACCCUCAGCCGCGUUCGCUGCAACAGCCACAGCUACAGCAGCAGCCAGACACCCUCUCCAAAGAUGCAUAGCUCCCCGAGCUUUACCUUCGGCUGCCCACCACCGCGGACUCACAUACAGCACAACAGCACGCACAACAGCACGCACAACGGCACGCACAGCAGCGGGCGUGGAGGCAACAAGACACUGGGACCAGUCAGGGACACUAAGCCUCAGGAGAAGAGACGCCCCCCUCACCACCGCUCCAUCCUACGGUCUCCCAGCAACAGCCACACAUCCACCCGUCCCCCACAAUCACCCCCCUCCUCCUCUUCCUCCUCGUCUUCCUCUGUGUGUGCAGCCGGCUCCUGUCCACUCCCAGCCUCCGUCAGUAUGACAGGCCUCAGCUGUCCAGACUUACAGGCUGGUGGCACCAGUUCUGCAGGCUGGUCCAGAUUGCCUUUUCCCACGCGUCCUGGGCGUGGAGGGAGAGGGUGUCGGACUCUUUCAAUCACUCAUCGCCCCACAGAGGCCGUUAGAGAGACUACUAAAGACUCUGGACCUGAGCACAUCCUUACCUCCAUGAAAUGUAGCAAGUGUGAGCUGCAGCCUCAUAUGAGCCGCAUCCCCAUCCGGAGGGCGGAGUCAACAGACACUCCUCCCACACACAACAGUAAAACAUCUCCCACCAGCACUAACCCAGCUCCACCUGCAGAUAAAGAGGUGUCAGCCACCAUGAAGGUCUGGAAGCUGCUCAGACCCAGUCUCCACAAACGGCAGUCACUGUCAGGUGUAUCAGAGAAAGACGGUGCCAUACAGCUGGCCUCUAAAGCUCUAAUGAUCAAGAGCAUGGACAAGAGUUUCCACCACACAGGAAAUGCUAUCUUAGAAUCUGCAGCAGAAACAGAGGGAACACAACAGGUGGAGGAGACUCCAGUGGUACCUGCACCUGAGGCUGUAAAUAUGUGUGAUACAGUGACCCUGUGUGGAGAAGCCUAGGAACUGCAAAGAAGGCUACUAUUUUAACUUUGUGUGAAGUGAAUUCAAAAUUAUCCUAAAAUAAAGUAGUAGACUUUGUAGUUACAGAAGGAUUAUAUGGGGCUUGAUAAUGUGCAAUAGAACAAUUUUAUUGUUCGUGGACAGGUAUGUUGUUUCAGCCACGCUGUUCAACAUUCAGAAUGAAGAGCUUGUCUUUACAAACACUGAGUAACUUAUUUUUUCCAGAAACAGCUCAGGGUUAAGUGCCUUGCUCCAUGAUGCUACAACAGUGGAGUGGAGGAGUAGCACAAAAUAAACCCCCUUGAAAUUUUCCAGUUGAGCAAGAACCUAUACUUGAAAUAUCCUUUAACAUUUCAGCUACAUUUCUCUUUGUGAAUUGUUUUUACUCCCUUCUUUCUGCUGUCCCCUCCUAACACAUAUAUGUUCCACACUCUGACCAAUCCUUUUAUGUACUGUAAAUAUUUUCAGUCAGCCACUUGUAAUAUUACAGCAAAGGGCUGUUUUUUUUUUAUUGUUGUUGAUGAGCACAUCACCUUUAUAACCUCAAAAAAAAAAUGUUUGAGUUACGUGUGCUAUUAUUCCAGAUUCUGUGUGCUUUGCAUAUAAUGCUUUAUAAAAAUGUUUUCAUCCCAGAGGACUUUCUCUUUGUUUUUGUGACACUGAUCAUUACCAGAGAAGAAAUACAGCUCAGAUUAAACAGAAAAGUGAUGCUUUAUGCUGUAUGAAAAUUAUGUUGCUAAAUAAUCCCAGUUGUAGGCUGUUGCAGAGCUCUCAUACUACUUAGUGAUCACCUUUGUGGUUUUAGGAUUGUGUGCAGAAGGUCCAACUCAGAGUAGGUAUUAAACAUAGGUUCAUAAAAAUGACAAAAAAAAAA
Messenger RNA from Mugil cephalus (flathead mullet), 4050 nucleotides. It is a transcript of the gene agbl5, whose product is annotated as AGBL carboxypeptidase 5. The transcript is spliced from 17 exons. The coding region runs from base 177 to 3176 and encodes 999 amino acids. Gene Ontology annotation, molecular function: zinc ion binding; metallocarboxypeptidase activity. Gene Ontology annotation, biological process: protein deglutamylation; proteolysis. The record is from RefSeq and is a predicted model, not a curated record. NCBI's taxonomy places the organism in Eukaryota, Metazoa, Chordata, Actinopteri, Mugiliformes, Mugilidae.